Messenger RNA from Cydia splendana, 6695 nucleotides. RefSeq names its product scavenger receptor class B member 1-like. The record is from RefSeq and is a predicted model, not a curated record. The coding region runs from base 14 to 1747 and encodes 577 amino acids. NCBI's taxonomy places the organism in Eukaryota, Metazoa, Arthropoda, Insecta, Lepidoptera, Tortricidae. The transcript is spliced from 12 exons. Gene Ontology annotation, cellular component: membrane; cytoplasm. Gene Ontology annotation, molecular function: scavenger receptor activity.
UUUUGUGUUAAAAAUGGGUGAAAAAUCUGUCCCAAUUCUCGAACAGUCAGAAUGCCCGGAUCAUCAGGCACUUGGGAAAAUGUCGUCAUCAACUCCAAUGUUGGAAGAGAAGGUUCCCAGGAUCCUGAUACGGGAAGAUACAGUCCUGUCAGGGUUGAAGGGGUGCGCCGGGUGCGGAGGAGCACAUUUCACUUGCGCUGGAGUCACGAAGCAGUGGUCAGCGUUGUGCUGGGGAAGACGGAGCGAGAAGAAUUACUAUUGUUUGCUAGUGAGCCUGUCUGCGACGUUCGUGCUGAGCCUCAUCGGGACCGUGUUCUUCUGUUUCACUAAUACCCUCAACAAUGCUAUAUUAUCUAACAUGGUAAUAAGAAACAACUCAAUGGCCUUCUCCCUCUGGCGGGCCCCCACCGUGCAGCCCCUGAUGAAGGUCCAUCUCUUCAACUACACCAACUGGGAGAGGGUCAGAGACGGCUACGACAGGAAGCUGCAUGUGGAGGACGUCGGGCCAUUUGUCUAUUCACAGAAAGUGGAGCGCGUGAACAUUAAGUUUGAGAAGGACUGGCUGUCGUACCAGGAGAGGAAUACUUUCCGGUACAGACCAGACAAGACGGAAGGGGCACAGUUUGACAAGGUCUUCGUACCCAACCUGCCACUCUUGGGUGUGGUGUCAAAAGUGAGAGAGAUGAACAUAAACUCCAUUGGCCAGGUUGCUUUGAACGGCGCAUUGUUUUACGCCAAUCACAAGGAUGCCUUCAUCGAACUACCAGUUCACAGGUUCCUGUGGGGUUACGAUGAUUCAAUCAUCAACACGGCGAAGACUUAUCUAAGUCUGCAAGGGCAAUUGAAAUUUACCAACUUCGGAUUGCUUGCCACGAAAAACGGCACCGUAGACGAGCAUUUCACGAUCAACACUGGUGACCGCGACAUGGACAGGAUGAACGUCAUCGAGAAGCUCAAUGGAGAAGACCAUCUCACUUACUGGGGCAACCCGGAGUGCAACAGUAUCGAAGCAACCGACGGUUCGAUCUUCCCCCCCUCCCUACUGGACCGCAAGACAACUCUACAUGUUUUCUUCCCCCAGCUCUGCCGACGACUGCCUUUCGUUUACGAAAAAGAUGUCGUGACCGCAGACGGUAUCCAGCUGCUCCGCUACCGCAUGCCAAUGAACGUGUUCGAUGACCACAUCAGCAACCCAGCCAACCAGUGUUACUGCGAGAUUGACUCCGGCACGUGCCCGCCGAGGGGCGUCAUCAAUGUCACCGCUUGUGCUAUGGGUGCACCCGCUUUGGCGUCUCACCCGCACUUCUACCUCGGCGACCCAGGACUGCUUGAGAACGUGACCGGAUUGAACCCCGACCCUGCGCUGCACGACUCCUAUGUGGACAUACAUCCGACGUUGGGCAUAUCGCUUCAUGGCAGAUCCAGCAUGCAGAUAAACAUCCAGGUGAAGAAAACGCCCAUGUUCCCCGCGCUCAGCUUCCUCGAGGAAGGAACUAUCCUGCCAAUCGCGUGGAUCGAGAUGACUGUCGAAGAAAUACCAGAAUCUCUCCGCACCAUGAUCUACCACGGCACAUUCUCGACGGCGGCAGCCCAGCUCGCGCUCACCCUCAUCUGCAUCAUCGCCCUCGCCAUCUCCUCCAUCUGCCUGUCCAUCAUGAUCUUCAGGCGGAGACAGAAACCUUGCGUGACGUUGAAGAAAGUGCUUCCGACCGAAGCUGAGCUGAAGGGCUUGAAGUCCGUUUCGUGAAAUAUUGGGUGACUUUUUGUGUUCCAAUUUAUUGCGCCGUAUGAGGUUCUAUGGACGUUUUUUAUAAGCCUAUAUUGGCGUUGAAAGAUUUAAAAUUAUACUAAACAAGAUUUGUGUUAUCCGGGAGAAGGCCGUCUUAAACUGUGCUGGGGCUCUUGGGUACAUAAGAAUUAGGGGCCCUUUUGUAAAGUAAAGAAAGCUAAUUAAAGUAUAAUUUUCCUACUAUUAUUUUCUAUUCCCAUAAUAAAUAGAAGAUAAUAAUAAAGUAUCGUUUUUCUACUAUUAUCUUCUAUUCCCAUAAUAAAUAGAAGAUAAUAGUAGAAAAAUGAUACUUUAAUUAGCUUUCUUUACUUUACAAAAGGGCCCCUAAUUCUUAUGUACCCAAGAGCCCCAGCACAGCUUAAUCAAAUAUACUGUUACUGUCUGUCCUUCAGGGCCCCCUGAGGAUGGGGGCCCUGGGCACGGGCCCCGUGUGCCCUUAUGGUAAAGACGGUGUUGCCGGGAGAAAGUGCCAUGUCCCGUCCAAAAUGCUGGAGGAUUUCGAAUUUAUUUUACGUUAUUAAGAAGUCAUGUUUAAUAUAUUAAUUUUUAAUUAUUGAAAAAAUAUAUCAUUGAAUUGUAUAUAGAAGCAUUGGUUGGAUUCUUUAUGAAGUUGUCUCUAUCAGUCGGAUCAUAUUCCUUUUUUUUAUAGGUAUAUUUCAAUGCCAUUCAAAAUUUGAAUUUCAAAUAUAUAAAACCCAGGAGUUUAAACGUCGUUCAAUAUACCACGUGUCCCAAAAUUCAACGAUAAGCUGGCACCAGAAGAUGGACCUGCUCAUGACAACUCGAGGAAAAAUCAUAAAAAAAUAUAUCUCAAUUUAUUAUAGAAUUUCAAGAAAAAAUUAAAAUCGACACCCCUACAAUUCCUUCCAAUUGUCUACAAUUUUUAAUUUUUUUUUUUCAGUUUUUUUUAUUAUGUUUCCUCGAGUAGUCAUGAGCAGGUCUAUCUUCUGGUGCCAGCUUAUCGUUGAAUUUUGGGACACGUUGUAUAUAUAUCGGUUUAGAAAUAUAAUUAUGAUACUGAUGCGAAACGUAGGAAAUUCGCAACGAGUGGCGAUAAAUUGAAACACGGCCGAAGGAAGUGUUUUAAAUCGACACGAGUUGCGAAUUACCUUUUCGCACGCGUAUUGUACAAAGUUUUACAGUACAUAUGGCCCUUUAAAUUUUUGCUAUAGGCACGUAGGUAUUGCCCUAGGGCGGUAAAGUAGCACCAUAUGUACUGUAAUAGUACAUUACAUACCUAGGGAGGUAAAUUCGUAAAUGCUCCAGAUCGCAGGUGUUUGAUAAAUAUGCGAUCUGGGGCUUUACGAAUUACCGCCCGUGGUUUGUAUAAAGUUUUACGUCUUGCCUUGGCCAGGAAGUGAGAUUUUCUUCCCGUCCCGUGGGAAGAAAAUCCCACUUACGGGCCUAGGGUGACGUAAAUAUUAUAACGCUUUACAUGUGUAAUAAAUGAGUGACGUGUGAGACGACGCACUAAGUGGCCAACCAAGGGGCUUCCGCGAAAAACGAAAUUUCGUUAUCUGCUCUUCUAUAGCUAUAGCGAAAGGUAGAUAACGAAAUUUCAAUUUUUAGCCUCUGGGACCAAAAAUACGUCACUAAUGUAGUGUUUUCGCUCUUUUGGAGUGUUGUCUGCAUUUAUAUGUAACACACAGUGAUGUGUGAAACCAUGUGUUAUUAGUUAUGUAUGUUAAUUAGUACCUAGGAAAACAAUUAUUCGCUUUAUUAGUGUUCCAUUAAUUUUUAUUUUAUAAAGUGAUCGGUAAAUUCGUUUCAUUGGCAACGUAUUUUAUUAAAGGGAAGCUGUAUAUUUUCCAGCGGUGGUGGCCGAGUGGAUAUGACAUCCGACUUUCAAUCCGGAGGUCGCGGGUUCAAAUCCUGGCUCGUAGCAAUGAGUUUUUCGGAACUUAUGUACGAAAUAUCAUUAUAUUUACCACUAGCUUUUUGGCGAAGGAAAACAUCGUGAGGAAACCUGUAUACAUCUGCGAAGAAAUGCAAAGGUGAACUUCAAAUGAAACUAUAGUUCGUUUUUUUUAGCAUUAGAAAGAACUUGAAAGAAGGUAAGCGAUCUUGACAUGUCUUUUAAUUAAAAAACGCAUUUCAAAAAUCAGUAACUAUUACUUAAUGAAAGCAGAAGAAUAUAAAUGAUCGUGUUAGAUUCAAAAUUGUUACAUAUUUGCCGUAACUUAUUUUUAAAAUGUGUUUUUCAAUUAAAAGACACAUCAAGAUUUUACCUUAUUUCUAAUGCUAAAAAAACGAACUAUAGACUAGACCGUUGAUUUACACAGCAUUUUUACAAUCGCGUAAGUAUUGCGUAUCAUAAUUUUAUGUUUUGUAAAUAUUAUAUUAAGUAGGUAUGUAUAAUUAUACAUGUUUACCAUAUGUGUAUAUAAUAAUUAAUAUAACUAAUACAUUAUAUCUUACUGUUGUGGGGUUAUUGGUAUAUUUUUAAGUAGGUUAAAUAAAUCAAUGGAAUGAAGUUGCAUUUUGUUAACCUUUUAACCGCCAAGUCUUUCCUGAAGAAAGGCCAGGUCAAGAGCACCCUAAACCGGCGAGCGUGUGUGAGGAAUGUUAUGAAAGUGAAGGAAGCGAAAGAGGUAUGUCAGGAUCGUAGCAAGUGGAAAUCCGUGGUCUCUGCCUACCGCUCCGGGAAAUAGGCGUGAUUAUAUGUUUAUUUUAUGUAGUUUGACCGCCAAAGACACCUUCAUGUAUUCCGACAAGCCUCACAAUGUCUCGCCGUGCGCAAUAGGCGUGGCGGUCAAAAGGUUAAGAUCAAGCGGUUAAACAAAAUAAUGUGUACAAAUAAAAUAAUGCCCUCAAUAUGGUGAAUGCACUAUGAUACAAAGCAGUUAAUAAGAAAGUUAUAUCGAACACCGAUUUUAAUUAAAUAUAGAUUAUUUAUUUCGUUCAAUUAUUAUUAAAUUAUCGAGCCUUCCAUCUUGUUCUUGGGAUUCUUUGUAAAAAAUGUAUCGAAUACAGAGUCACAUACACGUUUGGUGAUGGAUCCUUGCUUUAGAGUUAGACUAAGAUAAGUCUGCAGCGAUUUUGAUAGCCCAGAAUGUCCAAGUGUUAUUUUAAACGUCAAACUUCUAUGAAAUUAUGACGUAUAAAUAUCCUGAGAUACCUACUGUUAGGUUAGCACCAUCUCUUGUGAUUGUAGAAUUGGCUACAGAGAUUAUUAUUAAUAUUAUUAUUUACCUAUUACUCUCUCCUCUGUUGUGUGUAAUUUAGUUAUAUGAAUAGUAAAAUAAUGGCCUGUCCAGACGGGAACAAUUUUGCGCCAAUCUGAUUAAAUUAUCUGAUCAAAUCAGGUGGUGCGGAUGAAAACACAAAUUUGACUCGCCGAUUAUGACCGAUAUUACUGAUAAAAUGGAGGUGCGGUCGCAAGAAUACCAAUUAGUGGCGCUAUAUUUUCAUUUGGGGGCAUUUUUUAAAUUUAGAGCGCUCAAAUAUCACCAUAAAUCUAAAAUGCUUGAUUAAAUUGGAGAUUGACGCCAAUUUAUUUUCUGAAAAAUCGGUCGAUUUCAUCAUCCCGUCUGGACUGGGCUUAAGAAUAAUAUGUGAAAUUCCAAUUUGUACUUAGGAUAAGUGUAGAAAUUCCAAGGUUAGAGUUUAGGUAGUUUAAUAUAAAAUUAGUAUAAGAUCUGAUAGUUCUAAGGUAGCUCAAGAUGUAAAUAUUAAAUAUCUCAGACACCAUGUAUAAACGGCCUUAUUUUUAUUUUUUAGUCAAAUCAUUUGCGCUGAUUAAUACCUGUGCUAACUCGGGACACGAACACUAAAGAGAUAUCAAGUAUUAAUAGUUAUUUGUUUCACUCGGGGGCAAAGUUGUUGUUUAACCGCUCGGGCUAUAUUGAUACCCGAGCGAGCGAAAGAUUCCAAAAUUGAACCACGAGCUUAGCGAGUGGUUCGAAAAAUGGAAAGCGUUGCGAGGGGUGCAAAGCACGGGGUUAAACAAAAUAUGCCCCCGUGUGAAACAAAAUUUUUCACCACGCCAACCCGAAGCAAAUAAUAAAUGUAAAAUAUUAAACAAAAUCAAAUCCAAAUGAAUGUUAUUAAAUAUUUAUUAUCCAAAAUCAUCAUUUAAAAGUCAAUUCUACCAGCAAACAUAAGAAAACAACUCAAAAUUUACAUUUGAUACUUUGCCUCACAUGUGAAUAAAAUGCAACUUUGCUAUCAGUUUUUGAAGUGCAAAGUAAGCCUUUCCGAGCUGGUGUGGUGAAAAGUUUUUUACCUUAGGAGGCUCGAUAUUAGACAUGAUAUUGAACCUGAGUUAGCACAGGGCCCCGAUUUUUGAGUAUCGAGCGCUCGAUUUCGUGUGGCUCCCUUCAAUAUAUCUCCGCUACAAGGCAUUUAAAUUUUACUAAUAAAAUUUAAAACGAGUGGUCAAUACCACUAGAUUUCCAAUCUAUAACGCUCGUAUUUCAAAAAUAGCAUUUCGCCGUUUUCCACAGAUUUUCGAGUGACGAAAUCGAGCACUCGAAAUUCAAAAAUCGGCCACCUGGUUUGAAUAUGACUAGUGAUGUGCCGUGGGAAUUUCCCGGGAACAAGGAAUAUUCCCAUAUGGGAAAUUCCUGGGAAAUGACCCGGUAUUCCCGGGAAAAUUCCCCAAACAGGAUAAUAUUGAAACAGAUUAAGUGUAUUACAAUUUUAAUUAAAGCUAGCUAUAACGACAAGUAACUGCGUUUAGUAAAAUAAAGUAGCCAAAAACCAUAAAAUGCAAAGUGGCAUCCCAAAAAAAACUUGUAAAGUGGAUUUGCUUACAACAUUCGACACUUUGGAUGUUUCAAAAAAAUAUAUGGCAUCACUUUCAGCCCCCGAUGUACCUGAAUGCGAAGUCAGAUCAUUUCGAAAUUUUCUCCAUACAAAUAGAUAGAUUUUUUUUAUUAAAUAUUUUGAUAAUGGAAUGCAAAAA